Notodromas monacha is the source of this 1911-nucleotide messenger RNA. Lineage: Eukaryota; Metazoa; Arthropoda; Ostracoda; Podocopida; Cyprididae. The record is from the annotation of a GenBank genome assembly.
AUGUUCUCCUUUGGGAUUAUAAUAGCUGCUGCUUUGAUGCCUGUUGUUGUCGCGAGUCUCUCGGGCUCAGUGCCUCGCGGACCGCCGCAUCGAAACAACCCCGGAAAAAGGAAAUGGAGACCGUCCAUAACAGUGUAUGAGAGUUCGCAAUCAGGGAAAGAAAAAAUGAGGUAUUUCCCGUUAUUGCUGUGUGCGAUUUUCGUUUUGGCGAAUUCUGUUUAUUCGGCUCCCGGGAAUAAAUCACCCACUUCCGAAAAUGUCAGCGAUUCGACUUUGAAAGAAAUUUCUGAGAAAAGGGACUCGGAAAUAAAGGAAGCUGAAAAUUCCACUAAGUCUCUUCUUCCUCAUCAUCAGGAAGAUCCCAAGUUGUUGACAGAGAAGAAUGCUUCUGCUGCGGAUCCGAAAAAGGACACAAUAUCCCCCAGCAAUAAUGAAACAUCCUCGGCCCAAAAAGAACCCGCGUCUUCUGCAAAAAGGCAGCUUACCGUUGAAGAACUCAAGUCUUACAUAGAAUAUUACUCGGAAGAGCUGCGACGCAGAUCAAACCUCAAAGCUUUAAUCGCCUGGCAAUUCGCCACCAACAUCACGGAAGAAAACUCGAAAGCAAAAGUUGAAGGAUCGUUGGAAAUGUCUACUUGGAAGCGAAACGAGUGGCUUCACAACAUCUCGCAGUUCGACUUGUCAGUGUUGGAAUCUCCUCAUUACCAGAACCUGAAAAGGCUCUUUGAUCAGGUCAAAGUCCUCGGGACUGAUGCUCUUGACGGGGAAAAAAUAUCCAAGCGAACCCAGUUGAUCAAUGAAAUGUCAUCAACCUACAGUUCAGCCAAAAUCUGCCCUUUCCAGAAUCCAGACUGUGACUUGGAAAAGGAUCAAACAUGGUCACUGGAACCUGAUAUUUCAAAUGUCUUCCUUGAAGCGCCAAAGAAGGAGAAUUAUGACCUGUUGACUUAUGUUUGGAGAAAGUGGAGUGAUGCCACUGGGAAAAAUUACAGGAACAAGUUUGUAGAAUACAUCAGCCUGACUAAUGAAGCAGCAAAGGCCAACAAAAAUCCUGACAUACAAAAUGGAGCUUCACUGUGGCUGCAAGCGUAUGAAUCGAAAAACAUAAGACAAAACCUGGCCAAGAUGUACGAAGAAUUGAAGCCCUUUUACUAUGAAUUGCACGCAUUUGUACGUUACAAAUUGCGCAAAGUUUAUGGCGAAGACAAGUUUGACAGCGAUGGUCCCAUUCCAGCACACAUCCUGGGAAAUAUGUGGGCUCAGAGUUGGGAGGCGAUUUUCCCCGCAGUGUCUGAAUUCAAAACAAAAAACAUGGAUGUUACCGAUGAGAUGAAGAAGCAAGGAUAUGAUGCCAGGAAGAUGUUUGAAUUGGCAGACAAAUUUUUCAAAGACCUGGGCUUGGAGAGUGUCAAUGAAGGUGCAAAAGAUUUCUACAAUCUCUCCAUGAUUGAAAAGCCAGAGGGGAGAAAAGUUGUGUGUCAUGCAUCUGCUUGGGAUUUCAGUGCAUCCAAUCAACUCCCAGGAGACUUCAGGAUAAAAAUGUGUACUGAUGUGACCAUGAAUGAUUUCAUCACUGUUCACCACGAACUUGGACAUAUUCAAUAUUAUAUGCAAUAUGUUGAUCAAAACCCGCUGUUCAGAGAAGGUGCCAACCCUGGUUUCCAUGAGGCAAUUGGAGAUACAUUGGCUCUCUCAGUGUCUACUCCAGGACAUCUGCAAGCAAUUGGUCUGCUGGACAAAGACUUCAAGCUGGAUGAUGAUGCAGAUCUUUCCUAUCUACUCAGAGUAGCCCUGGACAAGGUUUCCUUCCUACCUUUUGGCUACCUGAUUGACUUGUAUCGCUGGAAGCUUUUUGAAGGAGAGAUAGAGUUUAAGGACCUGAAUGAUGAGUGGUGGUUGCUAAGGUAAAGC